AUGUCAACAAUCCAGAGGAUAGCAACUGCAGCUUUAGCAACAUCCAGAGUAAAAAGCACUUCAGUUGCAACUGUUGCAACACCGCUCCCCACGACCAGGAUAUCGACCGCACCCACCACCACCACCCAAGCAACUCAGACGCAGCAGACAACAACACGACCGACAACUCCAACCAUGGGCAUCGUAACGACAACGGCGAUUUCACCUACACAGACGCGAUCUCAAACAGCACAGGUAGCGACAACAACCACCACCACCACCGCAGCAACAACCACGCUAAUGAAGGUCGCUAUCGUUGCCACUAUCCUCAUCAGCAUCUCCAUCGCACUUCAUUCAUCAGCCAACCCCAUUGAUUUGGGAUGCAGUAUCGCGAGGAACGUCGUCGAGUGCUAUCUCUCGCAGCUCUGCCCUCACUUCAAGCCUGAGGACAUCCUCGACUGCGACAAGGAGCUGAUGACGAGCACGAUGCCGGUGGUCAACGACUACAUGGUAUCCCAUUAUCUUAGGGAAGCGCACAAAGAUAAAUUCUGUGACGGUGACGGUCAGCGGUUCGGAUCAGCCUGCGCCGUGCUCGAUCACGUUUGCUUAGGGAGGGAUACAUUUGACAUCGAUUAUUGCGGAGAAACAAAUCAACGAUUUCGCCGCAGCGGCUCCUUCUCUGGUAGUCAUUCUGGCUCACACUCGGGUCUCGUACAUGUAAUAUAUAAACAACCUGCAACCAAACCACCAACAGCCAAGCCCGAGGUAACAGAGAAGGCAACAACAGAAACUGAUUGUGACACAUCUGAUGAAGAUGCAACCACCGCAGCUACAACAUCAGCUGCCACUACAACCCCAACACCCACAACACCAACGACACCUACCACUCCGACAACACCCACAACACCAACUACACCUACAACACCAACGACACCUACCACUCCGACAACACCAACUACACCUACCACACCAACUACACCUACCACACCGACGACUCCGACUACACCAACUACUCCUACGACACCAACUACUCCUACGACACCCACUACACCUACGACACCUACCACUCCUACAACACCAACCACACCUACAACACCGACCACACCAACAACUCCGCCGACUGAGCCAACAACAUAG
Lytechinus pictus (painted urchin) is the source of this 1116-nucleotide messenger RNA. RefSeq names its product integumentary mucin C.1-like. The transcript has 4 exons. Lineage: Eukaryota; Metazoa; Echinodermata; Echinoidea; Temnopleuroida; Toxopneustidae. Bases 1 to 1116 code for a protein of 371 amino acids. The record is from RefSeq and is a predicted model, not a curated record.